AUGUUUUGUAGUAAUCAAACCAGAAUUCCAGCCAUCUCGACUACCAGAAGCACCCUUCCUUUUGGGCAAAUUAAUGUGAGAACAACGUAAAAGCAUCUGAGAGAAAACUGACGGUCUCCAUCUACGCUCAAGAUCAACUCCUCCCCUUCAAUUUUGUUGAUGCGCAACUCCAGUGCCAAAUUGAAAUCAGUGGCAUAUUGCGUAAAGCUGAGAAUGUUCGAAUUGCGGAUGAUGUCGUGGCACUGGAUAAAGAUGAAUAUUCCAGUUGUGUCAUUGAUUGUUUGGACUAUGGGGAUCAGACAACAGCACGAGAGUCACCUGAGAUUGGAGAAGAUGUGUCAAAAGAGGCAGAAGCGUCUAAUGAAGUCGUUCAAGUGCGACCCUCAGAGACAACAGUGCGAACCACACGGCCAGGAAGAACACCGCGACCCCGAGAUCAAUCAU
Messenger RNA from Porites evermanni, 444 nucleotides. The record is from the annotation of a GenBank genome assembly. NCBI's taxonomy places the organism in Eukaryota, Metazoa, Cnidaria, Anthozoa, Scleractinia, Poritidae.